GAGGAGAGCUAACCAGUUAGCUAGUCAGUUUCCAAUGUUGGACGCCGAGCCCGAGACUGCCUUGAGCCCAGUAAAGGUGCCUCCUGAAGAACUACCAUGUCUGGGAAUAGUACAUUUUCUGCAGAAGAUAGCGGCAGCUAUAAACCCCACGCCUCCAAUCUCCGCAGGGCAGGGAAGAAAUGCUGUGAGUUCUGCGUGGGCUUCCUAUAUGACCAACUCCCCAACACUCAUUGUUAUGAUUGGCUUGCCAGCCCGGGGUAAAACUUAUGUGUCCAAGAAGCUGACACGCUACCUCAACUGGAUUGGAGUACCCACCAAAGUGUUUAACCUUGGGGUGUAUCGACGUGAAGCAGUCAGGUCCUAUCAGUCUUAUGACUUUUUUCGACAUGACAACGAAGAGGCUAUGAAGAUCCGCAAACAGUGUGCCCUGGUGGCACUGGAAGAUGUUAAGGCCUAUUUUACUGAAGAGAGUGGGCAGAUCGCGGUGUUUGAUGCCACCAAUACCACUCGGGAGAGGAGGGACAUGAUUUUGAACUUUGCCAAGCAGAAUGCCUUCAAGGUAUUCUUUGUGGAAUCUGUCUGUGAUGAUCCUGAUGUCAUUGCUGCCAAUAUUCUGGAGGUAAAAGUGUCAAGCCCUGACUACCCUGAAAGGAAUAGGGAGAAUGUGAUGGAGGACUUCCUGAAGAGAAUUGAGUGCUACAAGGUCACUUACCAGCCCCUUGACCCAGACAACUAUGAUAAGGAUCUUUCUUUCAUAAAGGUGAUAAAUGUAGGCCAGAGAUUUCUGGUCAACAGAGUUCAGGACUACAUCCAGAGUAAGAUUGUCUACUACCUGAUGAAUAUCCAUGUCCAUCCUCGUACCAUCUACCUUUGCCGGCAUGGAGAGAGCGAGUUCAACCUUUUGGGAAAGAUUGGAGGUGACUCUGGCCUUUCAUUGCGAGGAAAGCAGUUUGCUCAGGCUCUGAAGAAGUUUCUGGAGGAACAGGAGAUCCAGGACCUCAAAGUGUGGACGAGCCAGUUGAAGAGGACAAUUCAGACAGCUGAGUGUCUUGGGGUGACCUAUGAGCAGUGGAAGAUCCUCAAUGAGAUUGAUGCUGGCGUGUGUGAGGAGAUGACAUAUUCAGAGAUUGAGCAACAGUAUCCAGAAGAAUUUGCACUUCGAGAUCAGGAGAAGUAUCUGUAUCGAUAUCCUGGUGGGGAGUCCUACCAGGACCUGGUGCAGCGGCUGGAGCCUGUCAUCAUGGAGCUGGAGCGGCAAGGCAACAUCCUCGUCAUCUCUCACCAGGCUGUCAUGCGCUGCCUCCUGGCCUACUUCUUGGAUAAAGGCGCAGAUGAGUUACCAUACUUGAAGUGCCCCCUCCACAUCAUCUUCAAACUUACUCCUGUGGCCUAUGGUUGCAAAGUGGAAACAAUUACACUGAAUGUGGAUGCUGUAGAUACACACCGUGACAAGCCAACUCACAACUUCCCCAAGAGCCAAACCCCUGUAAGGAUGAGAAGGAACAGCUUUACGCCUCUGUCCAGUUCGAACACAAUAAGGCGUCCAAGAAAUUACAGUGUUGGGAGCCGACCCCUCAAGCCCCUCAGCCCUCUCCGUGCCCUGGACAUGCAAGAAGGGGCGGACCAGCCGAAGACCCAACCAGGUCCAGCAAGGGUCAGCCCAGGCUACAGAACAUCCACAGAAAGCCCUGGAGUUUGCAAAUGGACAUAGGGUGAGAGCUCUUGCCUCUUUUCAUCAGAAACAGUCGUGAGUUUUUGCUGCCCUGGGGAGCUAGCUCUAAGAAUAUGGAUAUGUCUUGGUUUGUGUUCCUAACUUGAAGAGCUGGAUAGUCCUGUGCUGGCUGUGAAAUGGGGCUGGGGCUGGGGUGAAGUCUAGUUCUUAUAAAUUUACAGUUCAGGAUUUUUGUCCUGUGGCUCUCAUUUUCCUUGCCAUUCCAGUAACUUUCCUGCAGCCCAUGACCUCUGGGGCUGUUUAAAAGCACCAUUAAGCCCUGAAUUUCUCCAGGCAACAGUGAGGGUCUUCAGUAAGUUCAGUAAAGCUGAUCAUUGUUUAUCAGUACUUCUUGUAAUAAUUUCCUAAAGCUAAGUUUUUAUAUGAAAAGUUAUUCUUUGGUUAUGAAAAAAGGUUUGAUGAUGAAUAUAUAACCUGUAUUAUUGGGGGCAUUUUGUUUAUAUAAGAAAAUAUUACAAUAUUCCAAGAAGUCUUCUGGGGGUUGGCUCUUGAAAGUUUAUUUGUAUCUAUUUCUUGCUUAAAGGGGAGUCUCCAUAUUGGCCCAGGGCCUUGUGUUUGCUAAGCGAGCACCCUGCUGCUGAGGCCAGUCCCAGUCCACUCUGGUACAUGUAGCACCCUGCUGCUGAGGCCAGUACCAGUCCACUCUGGUACAUGGUUUGAAGGGACAAAUUUAAAGGGCUCAUGAGGUUUUUCAGAAGAGACAGGUGAUUCCCUACCUCUCAGUUUGUCAUGUAGGGUCGUGUUAUGAGAGAAAGGUAGCAAUUUUCUUUGUUUUGUCUUGUGAUAGAAAGUUUUUUGCAUGGUUCUUAUCCAGAAACAUUUCUUAGACUGUGCUGUAGAAUUUUUGAAAAAAAAUUAUAUAUAUAUAUAUAUAUAUGCACACACACAAACACACACACACCUUGGUUCCCUUGAGACAGACUGAGUACUGCUUCCAAACUCUCUGGGAUUGGAAUCUUGAUAUUUGGGUGUUUAAAUGACUUCCUGAAGAGUUAGUCCCAGGUUAAGAAGGCCACUUGAGGAGCUGGAGCAAUAGCUCAGUUAUAACAGCACAUGCUGCUCUUCUAGAGGUCCAGAGCUUGGUCCCUGGCAUUCCUAUUGAGUGGCUUACAGUAACCUAUAGCUCCAGCUCUGGGGCAUCUGAUGUCUUCUUCUGGGCUCCCCAGGUACUUUUAACAUAUAUAGCUCAUAUAUACACAUAGACACGUAAAUAAACAUAAAUAAUACUAAAACUAAAUCUUUUUUUUUCAGUCCUACUUUAUGAAACUGAAUAGAAAAAUAACCAGUCUGUUGGUAUGUUAGACAAAGGAGCAGAAGUUGGAGCUGAAAAGCAGUAGCUUCCUUCCACGUCCUUCAGCUUCUAGAGCAAGGUCCUUCAGAGUAGCUGAGCAGGAGCAGCAGGGAGACACAGAGUGGAAAGUACUCUUACUCCAGAGUUUAGGGAAGUUCCACUUUCAUCUUUUUUUUCCCUUUGCCCUUGUUACUUACUACUGGGAGGUUUGCCUGGCUCUGCUUAUGUCUAUGUAUCACAAACCCCACAAAGAGAAUAUGACUUCUAGAGUACCUGGAGGUGAAGCUUUCAGUUUUCUCAUGGGGAAAAUAGGUGAAGACUUGAAUCUACCUGUAUAAAACAGGGAAAAGAAAAUAAUUGUUUAUUUAUUUAUUUAUUUUUGUUUUUAAACUCAAAACAGAAUGGGAGAUAAAAUCCUGAAAAAUGGUGGGAGGGGUCCUGGAGAUAUAGUUCAGUGGUAGAGUACUUGCCUAGCCUAUAGGAGGCCCCGAGUUCCAUCCCCAGUACUCGGGAAACAAACACAAAACACAAAACAAUACUGAAUGAGAAAGUCAGGGAAUGGACUUGAAAGAGCAACUGAAAGGAGAUUUAGAGAACCAGUACUGUUCUGCCUUGUUCCCAAACUAGAAUUUAGCAUUUACCGAUCACUGGGGUAUGGCUUCUUCUCUUAGUAAAUGAAUCAUUUUAUCAUUCUUAGACAUGCGUUAUGCUGUGUGCUUGCCAUUAUUUCUGGUUCCUAAGAAGACAGAGUUAGGGAUACAGCACGCUUCUGGUCCUAGACCAAAUGGUUGAACAUUUCAGACAAGGAUCUAUGUAAUCCUUGUAGAAGUUGGUAGUUGAUCUCCACACACGUCAUUUAAGAAAACAAACAGUAUAAUUGUUAGGGAAUAAAUCUGCCUGAUGGUUCUUGUGGGGACAGGUGUGAUGUAAGUUCCUGAGGAGCUCAGAGCGUGGUGUGGCCAGUGGACCGGAGAACAUGCCAGGUAGUUGAGGUGGCUCUGAGCGAUGAGGUUACCUUCCACUGCCUUGCCAUCUCAGAAGAACGUUGUGUUGCAGUCAAAAGUUUCAGUAAAUCACCCAGCUUUCCUUGACUGAUUUGUUUGUGUAAAGGCAUUUUUAAAUUUUAAAAGUACCUAACAGUUAAGCAGGACUGCUAUGCAGGAGCUUGGCCCCUCCCUAGAGGUGACACACAUCAGAAGUGUGCCUAAGAAUUUAGUUUUGUAGUGUCUAGAAGACUAAUGGUCUUUUGCCGAUAGUCCAUCCUUUCUCAUUGUGCUGACUGGUAGGAUAUGCAUAUUAUUAUAUUUCCUUGCCUAGUGUUCCUGCAAGAAGCUGAACGUUUUUUGUUUCCUUUAUGGAAAAGUUUCUAUACACCAUGGCUUUUCACAGGUAAUAUUGUAAAAUAGUGACCCACCUUCUCAUUUUUCAAAAGAUGAUGUUGUAAAUUGCUUGUGUGGCAUUUUGUGAUCCUAGCUAAGGUGAUGCCAGAGCGUUGUGACUUUGCUUGAAGUCAUUUCAUCCAGUCUCCUGCUUCAGGAUAGAACUUUUACUAUCUGUUCCUGAACCUUCUGUACCCUCACCCUUUCCUGUUGUGGGCUGUAAUAUGCUCACUGAGAGGGCUGCUGUUUUUAAUCUGCUGUGUGUUUAGCCUUUACUCUUAAUCUUAUACAAAGGGAAAUAUGAUCCCAGGAGUGGGUCAGAGUAUUCCUUCCCAUGAGCCUUUCACUGGGUGUGUAACUAAUAUGCAUAUGACUCGGUUUAAAAACACUCUGAAUUGUGUAUAGUUUUUUGUUGUUGAAGCACCAAAGUCAACUUACUCAGAUGUGGUUUUCCUGUGGCAAAUGCAAAGGGCUUCCUUCUGACAAGUGGCGUGUGAUGUAGAAGAUGCUGGACAUUCCUUGUUUGGAUGGAAAUGGGCAGAACUGGGAGGCCCAGGAACAGUUUUAUUGCAGAUUUCUUAGGCACAGCUCUGCUGAAAGUGAAGAUGUUAAUCCUUAGUAGCAUUCUGAUUUAUUCUCGUGAUAUUGAUAAUGAAAUAUUGCAUCAGGUCCAUUUAAAGUGCAUAUAAUUGUACUUGAACUGUGUUUUAUGUGCAUGUCCGUAUAGAACGGGUUAAUAAAAUUGCUGAGUAACUUGAACUUA
Messenger RNA from Arvicanthis niloticus (Nile rat), 5165 nucleotides. NCBI's taxonomy places the organism in Eukaryota, Metazoa, Chordata, Mammalia, Rodentia, Muridae. The record is from RefSeq and is a predicted model, not a curated record.